UGUGUGGAUACCCUCUCAGCAUCUUCUUCAUUGUAGUGAACGAGUUCUGUGAGAGGUUCUCCUACUAUGGAAUGAGAGCGGUUCUGGUUCUGUACUUUAAGUACUUCUUAAAAUGGGACGACGACUUGGCCACCUCCAUCUACCACACCUUCGUGGCCCUCUGCUACCUGACCCCCAUUCUCGGGGCCAUCGUGGCCGACUCCUGGCUGGGGAAGUUCAAGACAAUUAUCUACCUGUCCAUUGUCUACGCCGUCGGCCAGGUGGCGAUGGCGGUCAGUGCGAUCCAUGACAUCACAGAUACAAACAGAGACGGGACUCCUGACAACAUGACCUUUCAUGUGGUUUUGUCCAUGGUGGGCCUCUUCCUCAUCGCUCUGGGCACCGGUGGCAUCAAACCUUGUGUGGCUGCGUUCGGUGGAGACCAGUUUGGAGAUCACCAGGAAAAACAAAGGAGAACCUUCUUCUCAGUUUUCUAUCUGUGCAUCAACGGUGGAAGUCUUUUGUCGACCAUCAUCACUCCAAUCCUCAGAGCUCAGGACUGCGGCAUUUACAGUCAGCAGAAAUGUUAUUCUCUUGCUUUUGGAGUCCCUGCAGCGCUGAUGGUGGUCGCACUCAUUGUAUUUAUCGUCGGGAGUGGCAUGUACUACAAAGCUAAACCUGAGGGGAACAUCAUGCUGGAUGUGUGUAAAUGUAUAGGGUUUGCCAUAAAAAAUCGCUACAGACACAGAAGCAGCAAAUACCCGAAGAGGGAGCACUGGAUGGACUGGGCCGAGGAAAAAUAUGGUAAACUCCUCAUUGCUCAGAUAAAAAUGGUGCUGAAGGUCCUGUUUUUAUACAUCCCUCUGCCGAUGUUCUGGACCCUGUUCGAUCAAAAGGGUUCAAGAUGGACUCUGCAAGCCACAACGAUGGAUGGAAAUUUUGGGUCAAUUGUUAUUCAGCCGGAUCAGAUGCAGACGGUCAACCCCAUCUUUAUCCUGACUCUGGUGCCAAUUAUGGACAGCGUGAUUUACCCUCUCAUCAAAAAGUGUGGUCUGAACUUUACACCUCUGAAGAGAAUGACCGUGGGAAUGUUUCUGGCUGCUGUUGCUUUUGUCUGCGCAGGUGUGGUCCAGCUUCAAAUCGAUAAAACCUUGCCCAUCUUCCCAUCCACCUCCCAGAGCCAGUUAAAGUUACUGAACAUGGGGAACAACUCCAUCACGGUCCAGCUUACGGGCAAUAAGACGGUGAAUCUGCAUCCACAUUGGGCCAGCGACGACUAUUUCACUUUUGAAGAAGAGCAAAUUGACGUCACAGUCGGCAGCCCUUCAUUUACAAAAAGAAUUGUUUUGACCAAAAAUGAGCGACAAACUCUUCUCUUCCCCUCAAGCAUCAGUGACGAGUGGCAGCUGAUGGAGGAUUUAACUUCCAAGCCACAAGAGGGAAACAAUGCAAUCCGGUUUGUUAAUGGAAUGAGCAGAGCGGUAAAUGUCUCUGUUGCUGGAGCCUCCUUUGGACAAAUUCAGCCCCUUUAUUUUUCUAACUACUCCCAGAUAAAAAAUGGAAGGAAAGCGUUCACCUUGCAGAGCGGCUCACAGUCGUGUGAGUUCAGCAGAGAGUUUGGAUUUGGAAGUUCCUACACGUUCCUCAUCCCCAGCACCAUGACGUUUGGAACAAAC
Messenger RNA from Austrofundulus limnaeus, 1655 nucleotides. RefSeq names its product solute carrier family 15 member 1. Gene Ontology annotation, molecular function: transmembrane transporter activity. NCBI's taxonomy places the organism in Eukaryota, Metazoa, Chordata, Actinopteri, Cyprinodontiformes, Rivulidae. Gene Ontology annotation, cellular component: membrane. The record is from RefSeq and is a predicted model, not a curated record. Gene Ontology annotation, biological process: oligopeptide transport; transmembrane transport.